CUCACGCUCUCGGGCGGCUGGUUGGUGGAGAAGGGCUUGCGAAGCCCCGCCCAGUUUCGCUGCCUGGUCCCUCCUACUCUGUGGCAAAAGGAGGGGCGAAUUCGGAAAUAGUUGCGAAGUGUUUGUUGAGGAAAGUAACGAGAGAUUUUUGCAAUUUUAUAUCUGCAUUUAUCUGUCUAUUGCACGCGUCGAGCUCAAAUGCAUUGGUUCCCUUCUGGGGGAAGCCUGCAUAGGACUCCGGAACAGAUCGGGAUCCGCUUUCGGUUUCUCCUCCUUAGUAUAACGGGGACCUGGCAGAAAAGCAGUCGGGACAGUUUGCUGGAGAUCGUCGAAGGGAAAGGAAAAACCCACCGACGGCGGUGGGCAUCUCCUGGAAUUAACUGCUGCCCCCCCGCCGCCGCAAGCUUCAUCAUGGCCCAGGGCAGUCCGGCACCCGGCCUCAUGUCGCCUCCUCCUCUGGCGGUCGGCGGCCCCAGUUCCACUAUGGUCAGUCUCAAGAGCCUCCUGCAAGGACCGGUCAAGAGUCCUGAACGCCGGGGGGCCAAGGAACUGGGCUCAUGUGUGAUCAAAGACAAGGAGCGUAAGAUGGAGGACGAUAUGAGCGUCUCAAGACCUGGGCACUGUGCAUAUCUGGGGUCCCUCCUGUGGGAACGCACCUUGCCCUACAAUGAGAUUGAAUACGUUGACUUGGAUGAAUUUUUGCUGGAAAAUGGUUUGCCCCCAAGUCCAGCCCAUCAGUCAUAUUCCCCAGGCAGCCAGCCCACCGCCUCGCCUUCCAGCGGGGUAGUGGUGGAUCUUAGUCGGCCAGCUUCUUGCGCGUCAUCGUCUUCGAUCUGUUCUUCAUCUGGUGAAGGUCUGGUAGGCAGUGAUUAUGACCAAAACUGCAGCAAAACAGGUCCUAUCACUCCAGUGUCCCGAAGCACACCCAGCCCGGUAGACCCUGAGACUGUGGAGGUCCUCAUGAACUUUGACCCUGACCCUGCUGAUUUGGCACUGUCCAGCAUUCCAGGCCACGAGACCUUUGACCCUCGCAAGCAUCGGUUCUCAGAAGAGGAGCUUAAACCCCAGCCCAUCAUGAAAAAGGCCCGGAAAAUACAGGUUCCUGAUGAACAGAAGGAUGAAAAAUAUUGGAACAGGCGGUACAAGAACAAUGAGGCAGCAAAACGCUCAAGAGAUGCACGCCGCCUGAAAGAGAAUCAAAUCACAGUUCGGGCGGCUUUCUUGGAGAAGGAGAAUGCGGUCCUUCGCCAAGAAGUGGCCAAUAUCCGCCAGGAACUAACCCGCUACCGCAGCAUCCUCUCUAAAUAUGAAUCUCAGCACGGCACCUUGUAAAAUCCACAGCAGGGCGCUGUGCUCUUCUCCAAGAUCCCGCCGAGGUGGUAGGGCCACCCUGGUUUUUCAACCCAGACCCCCUGUCUUCCCGAACCGGGCAAACAAAUAAUCCAACAACAGAUGUUUGGAAUGAGGGAAAGGUCUGCAUUGAGCACUUUCCACCUGCAGGGACUAACCAUGGUUCUGGGUGCGCAAAGGAGAGUUCCUGGGUGGGCAUGGCCUGCCCCUCACCCAGAACAGGACAGCAGCCAAGAUGUUGAACUGGGCAUCGUAGAUACCUGGAAGACACAAGGGCUCUGUAGCACGUUGGAAGAUGUAUUGCACACACAACACUUAACAUGUGCACGCACGUUCUCUCUACACCUGUAUCUUAGGGUUUGGCUUGUGGAUGAACUCUCGAUCCAAAAGGCAAUUCAGUCAGAGACCAUCACGCUGCAAACCACUGUCUGUGUGGCAUUUGGAUGGGACUUGGAUAUGGAUGACCAAGGAGCUCUUUAGGCAAAUCUCAGUGCCUAAGCUCGGUCACACACAAGUAGAUUUUUCAGCAGAUGAUUGCACACAGUUUAACCCUUUCUCAUUUCAUCCACUGACUCUGGAGUUGCGAUUAAGGGACAGGCAAACCGACUACAAAAGUGGAUGUGAUAUCCAGGUUUUCUGGGCUCAGCCCUACCCCAAUAAACCACUAUGACUUUACAUGCCCCUCUCGAGGAAGCCUCAAAAUCUUGGACACCCUGAAUGGAAAAAUCCUUUCUUCUGAGAUCAGUAAACAUCAGGACUCUUCUGUCUAUAGAAUGCCAAAUUAAAUCAAACGGGUCUCAUUUUAUUUUCACACUUGGCCGAAGGGGACUUUACAUCUGAUGGCAAAGCUAUGGGGUUUAGUUUAAUUGUUUCAAUUAUAUUAUUCUCUGUUUUUAGUUAAAAAAAGGCAAGUGACUGCAUCUGUUUCCUCCUAGCACUGCCCAGCGUAGUGUCAUGUGUACAGAAAUGAUAAAACACGAGACCUCAUUUGUGUCCCUUCUAAAUAUGAAAUCUAUAUAAAUACAUGCACACACAUUAUAUUAUAUGUAUAUGUGUAUGUAUGUGUACAUAUGUGUGUGUAUAUAUAUAUAUAUGUACAUAUACAUAUAUAUAUACAUGUAUAUAUAUAUAUACACACACGUACAUAUAUAUACACACACUAUAUAUAUAUGCACAUGUGUGUGUGUAUAUAUAAACUUUUGUUUCAUCACUUUUUUGUAAAAUAGACAAAAUGUGUGGUUGUAUGUGUGCGUGUAUAUACGUGUAUAUACACACAGCCACCUUCACUCCAGGCAAGACUUGUGAGAUUAUGCUCUUCUGUUAAGGGAAGGAGGGUUCUUUCGUACAGAAAGGAAAUGCUGGGCAAACAUGUUUAAAAUCUCCUUUGGAGAGAUUCCUAAUCUUUUUAAUUUUCCAUGUAACAGUGUUGUUAAGAACUUUUCGAGAGGGCUUUGAGGGCAGUUCCCCAACUCUCCCAAAAGAUGUUUACAAUUAUAUGCUACAAGCAAUGAGGAAUAAAGGAAGAUGGGAUUUUAAAAAAAA
Crotalus tigris (Tiger rattlesnake) is the source of this 2892-nucleotide messenger RNA. RefSeq names its product D-box binding PAR bZIP transcription factor (gene DBP). The coding region runs from base 199 to 1332 and encodes 377 amino acids. NCBI's taxonomy places the organism in Eukaryota, Metazoa, Chordata, Lepidosauria, Squamata, Viperidae. The transcript has 5 exons. Gene Ontology annotation, cellular component: nucleus. The record is from RefSeq and is a predicted model, not a curated record. Gene Ontology annotation, molecular function: RNA polymerase II cis-regulatory region sequence-specific DNA binding; DNA-binding transcription factor activity, RNA polymerase II-specific. Gene Ontology annotation, biological process: regulation of transcription by RNA polymerase II.